GAGAAAAGAAAAUGAAGUUUAUGAAACUUGGAUCCAAACCUGAUUCAUCUCAGUCUAAAGGAGACAAUAUUAGGUAUGUUGCAACUGAGUUAGAAACAGAGAUUAUCGUCAUCAUCGGCAGUGUCAAAUUCUAUUUGCAUAAGUUUCCAUUGCUGUCCAAAAGUGGAUUCCUGGAGAAACUCAUAGCAACAUCAAACAAUGAAGAGAAGAAGAACCACCAAAUUGAUGAGAUUGACAUAUCAGAGAUUCCUGGUGGUUCUGUUGCUUUUGAGAUUUGUGUUAAGUUUUGUUACGGAAUCACGGUGACUUUAAACGCUUACAAUGUGGUUGCAGCUCGUAGCGCAGCUGAGUUCUUGGAGAUGAAUGAAACGUUUGAGAAAAGCAAUCUUGUUUACAAGAUUGAUGUUUUCUUGAACUCAACUAUCUUCCAUAGCUGGAAAGACUCUAUAAUCGUCCUUCAGACCACAAGAGAUAUCUCUCCUAAUUGCUCAGAUGAGUUUAGCCUCAAGCUUGUUAAGCGUUGUCUCGACUCUAUAGCCUCUACAGCUUCCAUAGACACCUCCAAAGUGGAAUGGUCUUACACUUACAACAGGAAGAAGAAGCUUGAUCAAAAGGUAAGAAAACAAGAAGCAGUUCCAAAAGACUGGUGGGUCGAAGAUUUAUGCGAUCUUCACAUAGAUUUGUAUAAACAAACCAUUGAAGGAAUCAAGAAGAGAGGGAAAGUCCCUGAUAACGUUAUUGGAGAAGCGUUACACGCUUAUGCAAGAAGAAGAAUAGCUGGUUUUAGCAAAGGCUCAGUGAAGAUCAUUGACAAAUCUUUGACUAAUUCAAUCAUUGAGCUUAUCCCUGAUGAGAAAGGAAGCGUUUCUUCUAGUUUCUUGAGUAAGCUACUUCGAGCAUCGAUCUCUCUUGGGUGUGAAGAAACCGUGAAAGAGAAGUUAAAGAAACGUAUCAGCGAGCAGCUUGAAGAGACAACAGUAAGUGAUAUCUUAAUGUAUGAUGUAGAUAUGGUGCAGAGCCUAGUCAUUGAGUUUAUGAACCGAGACCUGAAAACUCACUCGAAAGUACCGGUUGCAAAGCUCAUUGAUGGAUACUUAGCCGAGAAAUCAAGAGAUUCAAAUUUCCUUCUCCAAAACUUCCUCUCUCUCGCUGAGACAAUCUCUAGCUUCCCAAGACAGUCUCAUGAUGGUUUAUAUCGUGCCAUUGACAUGUUUCUGAAGGAACAUUCGGGGAUUAGCAAGAGCGAGAAGAAGAGAAUAUGCGGGUUAAUGGAUUGUAGGAAACUAUCAGCGGAAGCGUGUGAACAUGCGGUGCAGAACGAGCGUUUGCCAAUGCGAGUGAUAGUGCAAGUUCUGUUUUUUGAACAGAUUAGAGCCAAUGGUUCAUCAACAGAGAACAGUACUCCUGAGCUCACCACAACGACCUUGAACACUGAGGAAGAUGAAUGGUACCAUGAGAAAGAGUUUUGAUCUUUAGCAUUGUUGAAUCU
Eutrema salsugineum is the source of this 1489-nucleotide messenger RNA. Its product is annotated as BTB/POZ domain-containing protein NPY4. The transcript has 4 exons. Gene Ontology annotation, molecular function: protein binding. Bases 12 to 1469 code for a protein of 485 amino acids. The record is from RefSeq and is a predicted model, not a curated record. Lineage: Eukaryota; Viridiplantae; Streptophyta; Magnoliopsida; Brassicales; Brassicaceae.